Molecule: messenger RNA, 258 nt
Organism: Phytophthora nicotianae INRA-310
Lineage: Eukaryota; Oomycota; Peronosporomycetes; Peronosporales; Peronosporaceae
Exons: 2
Coding region: 1-258 (85 amino acids)
Source: RefSeq, a predicted model, not a curated record
AUGGUGUCUGAAGACCCGGAGCGCUCGUCUUGGGACAGCGCGAAAGAUGCCUUCUUGGUAGAGGCCAUGACGCAGCAAGCGCAAGCAGGGAAGAGAGCUGCCGGCGGCUUCAAGAAGGAGAAGGAAGCGUGGACCGAAGCACUCGCUGCGUUCAACACCCGUCUUCAGACGAAACUGUCGAGGCAGCAGAUCAAAUCCAGACUGACAGCGCUGAAAGGCAUCUAUACGUCGAUCAAGGUGAUUCUAGACGCGUCGUGA